UCACCUCCAGCCAUGGGGUCGGCGGCUCUGGAGAUCCUCGGCCUGGUGCUGUGCCUGGUGGGAUGGGUGGGCCUGAUCCUGGCAUGUGGGCUGCCUAUGUGGCAGGUGACCGCCUUCUUGGACCACAACAUCGUGACGGCGCAGACCACCUGGAAGGGGCUGUGGAUGUCGUGUGUGGUGCAGAGCACGGGGCACAUGCAAUGCAAGGUGUACGACUCAGUGCUGGCGCUGAGCACCGAGGUGCAGGCGGCGCGGGCGCUCACCGUGGGCGCCGUACUGCUGGCGCUGGUCGCCCUCUUCGUGACCCUGGCAGGCGCGCAGUGCACGACCUGCGUGGCCCCCGGUCCUGGCAAGGCGCGCGUGGCUCUCACGGGCGGCGCACUCUACUCGCUCUGCGGGUUACUGGCACUCGUGCCGCUCUGUUGGUUCGCCAACAUCGUGGUCCGCGAGUUUUACGACCCGACCGUACCCAUGUCGCAGAAAUACGAGCUGGGCGCGGCGCUGUACAUAGGCUGGGCGGCCUCGGCGCUGCUCAUGUGCGGCGGGGGCCUUGUGUGCUGCGGCGCCUGGGUCUGUGCUGGCCGCCCGGACCUCAGCUUCCCUGUCAAGUAUUCGGCGCCUCGGCGGCCCGGGGCCGGCGGCGACUAUGACAAGAAGAACUACGUCUGA
Messenger RNA from Pteropus alecto (black flying fox), 669 nucleotides. RefSeq names its product claudin 5 (gene CLDN5). NCBI's taxonomy places the organism in Eukaryota, Metazoa, Chordata, Mammalia, Chiroptera, Pteropodidae. The transcript has a single exon. The record is from RefSeq and is a predicted model, not a curated record. Bases 13 to 669 code for a protein of 218 amino acids. Gene Ontology annotation, molecular function: structural molecule activity. Gene Ontology annotation, biological process: cell adhesion; bicellular tight junction assembly. Gene Ontology annotation, cellular component: bicellular tight junction; plasma membrane.